Messenger RNA from Henningerozyma blattae CBS 6284, 1443 nucleotides. It is a transcript of the gene CLB3, whose product is annotated as B-type cyclin CLB3. Gene Ontology annotation, biological process: regulation of cyclin-dependent protein serine/threonine kinase activity; mitotic cell cycle phase transition. Gene Ontology annotation, cellular component: cyclin-dependent protein kinase holoenzyme complex; nucleus; centrosome. The record is from RefSeq and is a predicted model, not a curated record. The transcript has a single exon. Gene Ontology annotation, molecular function: cyclin-dependent protein serine/threonine kinase regulator activity. Lineage: Eukaryota; Fungi; Ascomycota; Saccharomycetes; Saccharomycetales; Saccharomycetaceae. The coding region runs from base 1 to 1443 and encodes 480 amino acids.
AUGCAACAACAGCUCCAAGGACAUCACCGCCAUCGUGUCGCCUUAAGUGAUGUUACUUCUCAAAUUAACAACAAUAGUCAUAACAGCCUUUCAAAUGGAAAUUAUACUUCAAACGGUCAUAACCCGAAUUUACAACUAAAGCAAACUUUAAGCCAUCCUGUCGUUAAUUUAAAUAAGAUCAAUAGUAAUAGUAGUAAUACCAAUCUAAUAAUUAAUAAAAGUUCAAAUUCACAGCAACAAAGAAAAGAAGAAUAUUAUGUAAAGGAAUUAGACGAUGAAUCAUUAUUAGAUAAUGAUAUUGAAAUUGAAAAUAGAAUAUUAUUAAACACUACGACUAGCAACUCUGAUAGUAAUUUAACUCAUAAUGCAGAGGAAGAAGAAGAAGAAGAUGCUGAUGUUGAUGAUGAUGAAGAAGACGUCGAGGAAGAGGAAGAAUUUUUAGACGAAGAAGAUGAAGAAGUUGAACAGCAAGAGAAUGCUAUUGCUGACGAAGAAAAUGGAGCUGAAGAAGAAGACGAGGAAGAUGAAUUUUUAGGACCUUUAUUACCUGAAUAUUCAGAAAAGUCUAAGCUAUUAUUUCAAGAAGCGUAUCAUCUUUAUCAUAGAGAUACACCAGACCCAAUGGAUGAUGAUACCUAUGACGUAGUAAUGGUUUCAGAAUUAGCCAAUGAUAUAUUCAAGUACCUGAAUGAAAUUGAAAUUAAAUACUCUCCUAAUCCAAAUUAUAUGAAAGAUCAACCUGAGCUAAAGUGGUCUUUCAGGAGUACAUUAAUUGAUUGGAUUGUUCAAGUUCAUGCAAGAUUUAAUUUGCUGCCAGAAACUUUAUAUUUAACGGUUAACAUAAUUGAUAGAUUCUUAAGUUUAAGCAUUGUUACAUUAAAUAAAUUUCAAUUGGUCGGUGCUGCAGCUUUAUUUAUUGCUUCAAAAUUUGAGGAAAUUAACUGUCCUGCUUUGAAGGAUAUAGUUUACAUGUUAGCUAAUGCGUAUUCGCGGGAUGAUGUCAUUAAGGCAGAGAGAUUCAUGAUUGAUACUUUAAAUUUUGAAAUUGGUUGGCCUGGCCCGAUGUCUUUUCUAAGACGAAUUAGUAAAGCAGAUGAUUAUGAAUAUGAUAUAAGAACUCUAGCGAAAUAUUUACUAGAAACAACUAUAAUGGAUUCGAGAUUGAUUUCUGCUCCACCAAGUUGGUUGGCUGCAGGUGCUUAUUUUUUAAGUAGAGUUAUUUUACAACAGAAAGAAUGGACGGCAAAACAUGUUUAUUAUUCAGGAUAUACCCAAGAUCAAAUUUUUCCACUAGCAACACUAAUUUUAGAAAAUUGUAGAUAUGCUCAAACCAAACAUGAAGCCAUUUGGAAAAAAUACUCUGAACGUAGACAACAUCAUUCAGCCCAAAUUGUAUCUAAAUGGAUUGAUCGUGCCGAACGUAAAAUGGAUAGCAAUCAUUAA